This is a messenger RNA of Linepithema humile (Argentine ant), 1332 nucleotides long. Its product is annotated as 5'-deoxynucleotidase HDDC2. Gene Ontology annotation, cellular component: cytoplasm. NCBI's taxonomy places the organism in Eukaryota, Metazoa, Arthropoda, Insecta, Hymenoptera, Formicidae. The record is from RefSeq and is a predicted model, not a curated record. Gene Ontology annotation, molecular function: 5'-deoxynucleotidase activity.
UGAUCAUCUUGGUUACGGACAGUUACAAUCAGGGUGCAGUUGACAGUGACGCGGAUUUCAAGUUACAAUGCAAGACACAAAGAAUCUGCAAGAAUUCAUGGAAUUGGUUGGCCGACUAAAACAUAUGAAAAGAGAAGGAUGGGUGAAACGGAAUAUAACUGAACCUGAGACAAUUGCUGGACAUAUGUAUCGAAUGGCAAUGUUAUCAUUUCUAGUGGAUGGGAAAGAAAAUUUAGAUAAAACCAAAAUAAUGCAAAUGACUUUAAUUCACGAUCUAGCCGAAUGCAUUGUGGGAGAUAUAACACCUUUCUGUGGUAUUUCGCCAGAUGAAAAACACAGGCGAGAAGAUGAAGCUAUGGAAGACAUUUGUAAAUUGCUUGGUGAUAAGGGACCUGAAAUACUACAAAUGUUUCGGGAAUAUGAAAAGCAGGAAUCUCCCGAGGCACAAUAUGUAAAAGACUUGGAUAGACUGGAUUUGUUGAUGCAAGCAUACGAAUAUGAGAAAAGAGAUAAUAUUCCGGGAGAACUAAACGAGUUUUUUGUCGCGAUUAAUGGCAAGAUCAGACAUCCUUUUAUCAAUAAAAUUGCCAUAGACAUAACCGAGGAGAGGGAUAAGUUGUGUCGUAAUUCAAAUGCCGCAAAAUAACAAAAAUUAUAGGUUAUAGUAAGAACGAAAAUGUGGGAAAAUAAAAUUUCUAGAUAGUGAUGAUAUUUUAAGCGUUAGAUCAGUUACCAUGUCGCGUGUGAAAUAUUAAGCAAUUUUAAUGGGUUUAAUUUCAUAUUAAUAUAAAAAAUAACGUAUGAUUUUGAUAUGAAAAAUGUUGACAAGAUUACUUAUUUAAUUCAUUCGAACAUUUAUUGCUUCUGCAAUACAGAUUAUAUAGAUAAAAUUUUAAUAUAUGUGUACUUUGUAUUUUGACAUUGAACUCUGAUGAACUACUAUAGUUAUGCUUUUUUAUUUAAACUAUAGAAUGUAAAGUGUGCAUAUAUAUUUUACAUAUUCCGAUUAUGUUAUUUAUUGCAAUUAAUAUUUAAGUAAAGCGAGUACCAAAUAUUACUUUUUGAACCCUAUGUGAUUUAUGAAGAUAAAAAGUUGUAUUAUUAUAUGAAUAAUCAAAAAAUAUUGAUAUAUUGUUGGUAUGAGUAUAAGAACAAGAUCUGCCUAAAACGGAUUUAAGAGAUCAAAGAGAGAAUAAUCUAAUAUUUAUAAAAUGACAAAAUGUUUUAUAAAUAUGAGCUCUUAACUUAAGAUACUUUAUUUAUAUAUUUUUGGCUCAUCCACCAAUAAAUUAGAUACCAAUCACAGCAAUAAAACAGUGAAAAUAAAACUAG